Messenger RNA from Rattus norvegicus (Norway rat), 11702 nucleotides. It is a transcript of the gene Bbs12, whose product is annotated as Bardet-Biedl syndrome 12. The record is from RefSeq and is marked validated. Bases 416 to 2536 code for a protein of 706 amino acids. Gene Ontology annotation, cellular component: cilium. Lineage: Eukaryota; Metazoa; Chordata; Mammalia; Rodentia; Muridae. Gene Ontology annotation, molecular function: ATP binding. Gene Ontology annotation, biological process: chaperone-mediated protein complex assembly. The transcript is spliced from 2 exons.
GCGCAAGUAGGCGGGACUGGUUGGGUUCCGGUGCUGUGCAGAUCGGUGAGUGGUGAGGAGGGUCGUGGGCCCUGUGGGCCGGAAGGCAGGGAGGGUUGGGGCGAGCUCUCUGUCCCGCGUGUCCCUAGACUCUCCACACACCGAACAACCGUCCUGCGGCCUUCCGGCCUUAGAGCCGCUCGAGGGCACGCGGUAGCGUGGAGCCAGAGAGGUGGUGGUGGCGUCCUCGCGGGGCGAAACGCCAGUCCCGGACCGAGGACGGCGUGGGCCCUCCUGGGCUGGAAGAGUGCAGUGCAAUCUCUUCCUAGUGUGCGGAGUAAACAUGGCGCAUUCCCAAAACUGCCACCUCACCUCGCAGACACUCAGGUUGUAAUCCUUAAAUCUCCUUAGGCUCCUGGGGAAUAGAUAAUUAUUCAUGGAGAUGGAUUAUAGGGUCCUAAACAGAAGAAGGCAUGUGGGACUUCAACAACUUUCAUCAUUUGCACAAACAGGAAGAAGUUUCCUAGGUCCAGUAAAGGCCACCAAGUUUAUUACAGAUGCAGAGUGUCAUGAAAGUGUGUUAGUCGGAUCAACAGUCAGGCUUCUUGAAGGAUUGGAUCUAACCUGUGCCGUGGGGCACCUUCUCAACGAAGCAGUUCAAGCACAGAAUGUCACAUACAAAACUGGAGCCAGCACUCUUUUGUUUCUUGUUGGUGCAUGGAGCAGGGCUGUUGAAGAUUGUCUCCAUCUGGGGGUUCCCACUACAGUGAUAGUGUCAGUGAUGUCAGAAGGCCUGAACUCUUGCAUUGAAGCAGUUGUGUCCCUUCAAGUACCCAUACACAAUGUAUUUGAUCAUAUUGACAACACAAGUACAGUUUAUAAACUUGAAACCGUUGAUGUCAGUUUGUGUCCCUUUCUACAAGUCCCUUCAGGUUCUGGGUUGUUAGAGGAAAAACAUGAUUUCAAAGAUGCCACAUCUCAAUUGUUGUCCACUUACAGUCUUUCUGGGAGACGUGCUAAAUCACCCGAAUUCUUCAAACCCCAGGCUAAAGUUGAAACAGAAAACACAUCACAAGCUCUGAAAAACAAUCUAUAUACAGAUUCCUUCUGCAGAAAGUCAGCACUAACUCACAGUAGGCAUUUUAAUAGAACAGAAAAUAGCCACUGGAUAAGCAGACCUGAUGGAUUUCUAGAACAUCUUCGAUCAACUCCGAAAGUGCUUAGAUGUAAUGAUUUGGGGGAGUUAGCGGUUGGCUUGAGCCAUGGAGAUCACAGCAGCAUGACAUUGGCUAAAGCAGCAGUGAGGCUGCAGUGGCAGGCUGUGUGUCUGCAGCCGGCCAACUGUAUGGCACCCUUUAUGUUUGAUAUUUCAAGACUACUCACCUGCUGCCUCCCAGGUUUACCUGAAACUUUCUCCUGUGUUUGUCUAGGAUAUGUCACUUCUGUAACCAUGCCUAGUAUUACUCUGAUUAAGGAGUUGCAGGAUCAGCCUUUCCGGGUGAUUCUCAUCGAGGGUGACCUCACAGAGAGUUACCGCCACCUGGGAUUUAAUAAGUCUGUAAAUAUUAGGACAAAGUCAGAUAGUGGGCAGCUUUCAGAAGACAGCACAGAAGAACUGUGGACAAAUCGUGUGUUAGAGGUGUUGAUUCAGUUCAAUGUGAACCUCAUCUUGGUACAAGGAAGUGUAUCUGAACACUUGACUGAAAAAUGCAUGCACAGUAAGCGGCUGGUAAUUGGCUCAGUGAAUGGCAGAGUGCUGCAGGCAUUUGCAGAGGCCACAAGAGCAGUGCCAGUGGCCUAUGUUACACAAGUGAAUGAAGACUGUGUGGGCAAUGGAGUCUCUGUGACCUUCUGGACAGGUCCUCAUGAUAUAAACAGGAGCAACAGAGAAAUCUUGUUAACAGCAGAAGGAAUUAAUUUGAUUACAGCAGUACUCACCAGUCCAGCAAGUGCUCAGAUGGAAAUGAAGGAAGACAGGUUCUGGUCUUGUGUGAAUCGUUUAUGUCAUGCCCUAAAAGAGGAGAAGGUUUUCCUUGGAGGUGGUGCUGUUGAAUUUUUAUGUCUUAGCCAUCUUCAAAUUCUUGCUGAGCAAUCUUUAAAUAAAGGAAACCAUGCUUGUUUAGGAUGGCUUCCUGAUUCUUCCUCUUGGAUGGCCUCAUCUCUGUCAGUCUACAGACCUACUGUGCUGAAGUGUCUGGCAGGUGGGUGGCAUGAAUUCUUGUCAGCUAUCAUGUGCAACACUGCCACUUACCCAUCAGCAGUGGAAGCUAGCACGUUCAUUCAACAUCAUGUACAAAGUGCCGCUGACUCUGGCUCUCCUUCAUCGUAUAUCUUGAGUGAAUAUAGUGAACUAAGUAGUGGACUUUUUCAUUCAGAUAUUUCCAAUAACCUGGAGCUGGUUCCAAGAGUUUAUGAUACUGUUACACCAAAGAUUGAAGCGUGGCGCCGAGCGUUGGAUUUAGUGCUCUUAGUGCUUCAGACAGACAGCGAAAUAAUUACUGGACUUGUACACACACAGAUGAAUUCUCAGGAAUUAGAUGGAGUUUUAUUUUUGUAGUGUGUGUAUAUAUAUACAUAUAUAUAUAUACAUAUAUAUAUACACAUACAUACAUACAUACAUACAUACAUACAUACAUACAUACACACACAUAUCCCUGAGAAGGCCAGAAGAGGGGAUCAGCUCCCCGGAGCUAUAAUUAUAGGUUAUUAUAAGCCACCCAGUAUUGGGUGCUGGAACCCAGCAGUACAAGAGCAGCAAGCACCUUUGAGCCACUUCUCCAGACUUAAUAGAUUUUAAUAGUCAGAUCAUAGUGUGUAAAUUACCAGCUGUUGCCAAGAAUGAAAGAGUUGAUGUCUAUCAAUAACUGCAGUUCUGUAUUUUACCCUAUUUAUGCAGUAACAGAUUAGCCUGUUAUUGUUUCACACGUACUGGGAUGUACACAACAGCUGGAUCAGAGGCAAAGAACGUCUGCUAUUUGUCACAGAGUCUGCAUUCAAAGUGUUGUGUUCUUAACCACUGAGCCAUCUCUCCAGCCCUCAAAGUGUCAUGUUGGCUUUUGUCAGUUCCUUGGCUUCUUCCACAAAAGCAGCCCAGAGGGCCAGUGGCAGGUCCCUGAACAUUGGGUGUUCUCUUGUAGGAAAGGAACAUAGAACUUGUGAUACUCAUUGCUUAAGCAGAAAAAAACCCCACUUGUUUGUCUAACGGGAGUGAUUACAUCCUUCAACGUUUAGUCAAACCAGUCAUGGUCAUGGGCUAGGUAAAGAUUGGUCAAGGCAUUAUAUUCUUUGCAGCUACAGUAAGAAUAGAGAUGUUAUCUGGUUACUUUCCUAUUUGCUGUAAUAAGACAUCAUGACCAAGGCAACUUACAAAAAAAAUUGUUUAAUUUGGAGUAAUGGUUUCAGAGGGUUGGAGCCAUAAUGACAGAGCAGAGAUGUAAUAGGAGCAUCUGAGAGCUUACGUCUUGAUUUGAUAGUGAGAGGUAGAGGGUUGGGGUGCAAGUCUUUUGAAACCUUAAAGACUUCACUUGGUUUAAUAACACACCUCCAAUAAGGCCACACCUUCUCAUCCUUCCAAAAUAGAUCCACUAUGCCUGGCUUUAUUCUUCAAGCACAUCUGUGUGUGUGGUCUCUGUGUUGAUUGUUUUGCUUAUUCGCUUUAUAUCAUGCUCACUCCCCCUCCCAGUCACCCUUCCUUCAUUCUCCCUCCCUUCUCUGAGUGGGUGCCCACCCUGGCACAUCAAGUCUUUGUGAGGCUAGGCACAUCCUCUCCCAAUGAGGCUAGACAGGGCAGCCCAGCUAGAAGAACAUAUUCCACGUGCAGGCAACAGCUUUUGGGAUAGCCGCUUCCCUAGUUGUUCAGGACCCACCUGAAGACCAAGCUGCACAUCUGCUGCAUAUGUGGGGAGGUGGGGUUGGGGCUAGGUCCAGCCUAUGUAUGUUAUUUGGUGUUCAGUCUCUGAGAGCCCCAAAGAUCCAGGUUAGUUGACUCUGUUGAUUUUCCUGUUGAGUUUCUACCUCCUUCAGGGCCCACAAUCUUUCCUCCGUUUCCUUAAGAGUCCCCAAGCUUCACUGGGACUAUGGUUGUCCGCAUCUGUCUGAGUCAGCUGCUGGGUGACUGUCUUAGAGGACAGUCAUGCUAGACUCCUGUCUACAAGCACAACAGUUUCAUUAAUAAUGUCAAGGCUUGGUGCCUACCCAUGGGUCUCACAUUGGGCUGUUAGUGGUUGGCCAUUCCCACAGUCUCUGCUCCGUCCUUGGUCUCUGCAUUUCUUGUAGACAGGGUAAGUUUUGGGUUGAAAGUUUUGUAAGUGGGUUGUUGUCCCGAUUGCUCCAUUUGGAAUCCUGCCUGGCUGCAGGAGGUAGCUUCUGCAGGCUCCAUAUCCCCAGUGUUAUGUGUUACAAUUAAGGAUCCCCUAUUGAUUGAUUCUUAGGUGCCUCCCUUAUCCAUCUCUGUCUCUUCUUGGAGAUGCCCCACACCUUCCCACUCCUGUCCGUAAUAGAUUUUCCAUUCAUUCUCAUGUCCAUCUGGUCAUCCCUCCCCAUACCUGAUCAGGAACACUGCCCCCAUUUCCCUCUCCCCCGCUCCCAUCCAGUUCCCUCCCUCCACCUGCCUCUUAUGAAUAUUUUAUUCCCUCUUCUAAGUGAGACUCAAGUAUCCUCACUUGUACCUUCCUUCUUGUUUAACUUAUUUGGGUUGUUUGUACUGUUGCAUUGGUAUCCUGUAUUUUAUGGCUAAUAACCCAUUUACAUACCGUGUAAGUCCUUCUGGGACUUGGGUUACCUCACUAGGAUGAUAUUCUCAAGAUCCAUCCAUUUGCCUGAAAAAUUCAUAAUGUCUUUGUUUUUAAUAAGUGACUAGUAUUCCAUUAUGUAGAUGAACUACAUUUUCUCUAUCCAUUCUUGAGCUGAGAGACAUCUAGGUUGCUUCCAUUUUCUGGCUGUUACAAAUAAAGCCGCUGUAUACAGAGUUGAGCAAGUGUCCUUGUGGGAUGGUGGAGCAUCGUUUGGGUUCAAGCACAUUUAGAGGAAUGUCUCUUUUCCUUUUGUCUUUUUCAAUCCCACAGCGACUAUUAAUAUUUAAGGAAUGGUUUUCCAAGGCUUCUUAAAUGUGAGUGUCUGUGUCAGUAUAAAUCUAUUUUGACCCCAAAGUGGCAUCAUUGAAGAUACACCAAAUUAUCUAUUUGUAUGAAUUGACCUAUUCAGUAGUUUCACUAACAUCCUUAGGAAGAGUUCUGUGGUGUGACCUUCACCCUGCACAGUGAGUGACCACUGCCUGGUAAUGUGGGGUUUUUUCCCUCUUUGUAGUCAAUCUCAGUUGGGAAGAUGAAGAAAUAUCCUUGCAACCUUGAGACUUAUUACAGAUUCAUAAAGGCUAUUAAUUCUCCCAAGCUUAAAUGUGUAACUCAUCUGAAAUUUAUCUUGGUAGACUAUAUGAAUUAAGAACUUAAGCUUUCUCUCAGUGUUUAUCCACAAUGCUAAGUUUUCAUUGCUCAUUCUGAUAACUCUUAGCAAUGAGAAGGAAAUGCUAGGGGGCAGGGAGAGAGCUCACAUCCACAUUUCUGUUCUUUCUAAAUGGGGAUUCAUAGUAUUUAGCUUUUUAUUUUUAUUUUGGCUACCACAACGCAGCAUGCUAAUUAAAAGGUUAUUACAGUAGCCAAAACAUGAAGACAGCAUCCUUUUCUGAAAGUCCUGUUGCACCUCAUUACCCUCCUAAAGCCUCACUUAGAACAGUUGGUUCUGAAAAGGCCUCGUGAGGCCUUCUUUCCUCUGACCUAUAGGUGGCAGACUUCCUCUCCUGUGGUCCCCAAAUUUCCACAUCGUAUUUAAAACCCUCAAAAUGAAGGAUAUUGUUUUAGGGUAGCACCAGUCUGCAGUGAGAGCUUUUACUGCACAGAGGGCCUUAGUAGGCAGUUCUUUCUUUGUUGUCUGCUCUGGAGGUCACCUGCUUUACAAAGUUUUGGCUUGGGAAAGUGAUUCAGGUUCCCUUGAUCAGUUACCACGAGGUCUUUAAAUGACAAUUGGAUGGCAUCACUCUUAUGAUCUCUGGCUCUAAUGUUGGGACUUAGAGUUAUAGUGAAACCCAGUUAAAAGGAAAAAAUAUAGCAUUGUUUUUCUUAAAGACAGACUUGAAGAUGUAGGUGUACUUAGUGCUACUAAGUUCGGAGGUUAGGAACUAAACUUGGGUUCUUUUCAGAAGUGCUCUUAACAGUGAGACAUAUCUGGGCCUCCAGCAGGUAUGUGAUAAGUGUACAAUAUUAUGACAUGGGCUUGCAAAUGGCCUUGCCUAGCUGUAGGGUAAUGCAUGACUUCUAAGCAUGGUCAGGCAGAGCUCAAGUCUGAUGGUUAGCAGGUUAGAUGUGUAAAUGCAUACACAGUUUCCAGUUGCCAUAGUUCAUUGUAGUGUAACCCAAUGUAAGUUAAGGUCUUCCACACUGUUUAAAGAGCUAAUAAACCUUACCCUAGCUGUCUCCCAUGUGCCAUCCAAAUGACAGGAAUGCUUUUCUAAGGGCCGAACGUCAGCUCUGACUUCUACAAAGUGUUGAUAUUUACCCAAUUGUGAGUUUGCCUGUUCUGCUGCAACACGUCACGUAGCCUAUUUCAGACUGUUCUGGUGUUUGUUGGCCUCUUCCGAAUUUUUUCUCUUUUUUCCACUUUUCUUGGUAAUUACAUUAGAAAAAUUUCCAAUGCAUUUAUUUGGUGUUGUGAGGAAAAUUUUUGUAUGAUCUCUACUAUGAAUUAAAGUGAACUGAGAAGUUCCUGGCCUAUUAACAACAUUGAGCAGUGUGAUUUGAUGCCCAGAAAUGGGUAGAGCUGUUUCCUGUGUACUCUUGAGUAGGAGGUGGGAAAAGCCACUUCUCCAAUGUUUCCACUUUGGAAUAAAUGUGAAAUUAAAGCUAAGACAAGCUAGAUGUAACAGUACAUCCCAGCCAUAGGUGCUGAGGCAGGAGGAUCACAUGAGGUACAUGGAAAGAUCUUGUUUCCAAGAAGGAAAAAGAAAGGGGGGGGGAACCAAUGUAGGUGUGAUACAUUUACCAUUUAUCUUUUAAUUGAAUAAAGCAACCACAGGUUUCUCUAGAAUAAGGAUGUGGCGGGGCGUCUGCCAAACUUCAGAUCUCCAGACCCAGGGGCUGAGCCUCCUUCUGAACUGGAGACCCCUUUCGGUCCUGUGAUCACACAGCAGGAUCAUCAGGAGAGCUAAUACAGCUGCUCCGGGUGUCACUUCUCGCUCCGGGGUGGGAAUGCACACUACUGAUUUAGGGUUUUGUUUCUCUUUGCAUUUAAGACAGUAUACUGAGUAUCCUAGGCUUGGUAGGUGAAGAUUACCUCAGACUAAUCUUCAUGUUUCUACCUCCCAAGUGCUGGACUGGAGAUGUGCACCACCGAGCUCAGUUUGUACAGUACUGGAAAUGGACACCAAGCUUCAUACAUGCUGGGUAAACUCUACCAAUGGAGUCACAGCCCUAGUCCCACAGCAGUGUCCUCACUCCUAUUCCCAGCCAACAGUAGUGUUUAACAAGAACAAAACAAGGCGUGAACACUGUUCAGAAGCACACUUAGAAAAGCCUUUGUGGGCUCCUUAGGUUUUAUUUGAGCCAUACUGGCUGCUUGAACACAUUAUAUGGGGUGCACCAGCCUCAGGAUGGGCAAAGACAUCCAAAGAGUGCCCAGUAAUGACGGCCACCUCCUCAUACGUGGAAUUUCCAGGGACUGAGAAGGAAGACGGAAGCAUUCUAGGAUUAUAUAAAGGUGGUUGUUCAAAAGUAGAUGUGUUUUAAAAAACAUUGAAGUGUACAUUUAAAGUGGAGAAUGUUGGCGUGUAUGUUAUAUAUCUUAAUAGGCACACUAAGACCAUCUUUGUAACUUCAGAGCCAAGGGGCCAGACUCCAGGUUAGCAGCAGUCGGGUGGAAGGUAACAGAGAGGAAGUCAAGCUCUAGGAGCUCCCUGUCUGACGCCUGGUGGUGGGUACAAGAUGAACUUUGUGAUAUACAUAUUCAUGUCUGGUGCUUUGGAAAGAUAAGAAAUGGUUAAAAGAAAUUCAGCCUCCUCCUCCUGAUAAUGAAGGAGAGACCAAGAUUUCACCUAGAACAGCAAGUUUCUUGGGCAUGAAGUCAAUCUUUGAUCGUAGAUAACAAUACAGAACAUUUGACAGGGAAGACUGCAGAAUGUCUGCCCUUGAACUUGAAUAGCUUGCUCUAUACAGUCAGUUCUGCUUUAGGACCUUAUGGCAACUGGUCCCAUAACAUUUGAGACGUAAUCUAGCCUGUUUUUAAUUUGUGUGUGCUUUAAAAAUUCUAUACAGCAAAGCAAGAACAAAUUAAAGCACAGGGGUCCUUGGAUUCCCACAUCAGUAGUGUAUGGAGUAUUUUUCUCAUGGCUGUGACCAUAUGCCUGACAAGAUGCAUUUUAAGACAGGGUUUAAUUUGGUUCUGCCAUGGUAGGAAAAUACAGUGCAGUCCACACUGGUUGUGUAUGACUGGAACUCCUUAUACAUCUCUGACCAAAAAUCAAGAGAUCCUGGCUGGAAGUAGGGUGAAGCUAUACCCCUGCAGGCUGGCUUCCCAACCAGCUCACUUCCUCCAGAUAUAUCCCAUACCCUAAAGGGUCCACUGUGGUGAGAAUUUUGGUUUCUUUAAAACCCAAGUUAUACUAUGUGAACAUGUUCGUGUUUUAAUCCCAGGUGUGGAAAGGAACAUGGGGCUGUUUCAGAUCGUCCAUAGCAGCAGACUGUUUGCCUCAUGUGUGCUCUGGGAUGAGUGUGGAUCUUUGCCAGCCGCAGAUAGUUUAAUUCCGAGCACUCCUGAGGGUAUAAAGGGGAGUGCUCCAAGGGGUACAGGGGCAGCUGCUUCCCCUGUUGCUGCCCCAGCCGCUGCCAGCUCGUCCUGCUGCUGCACUUAUUGUAACUGGUUCACUGUGCAGCUGGAUAGCCCGAGUACGAAGAUUGGACUGGCCCCAAGGAAGUACACCCCUCCUCAGCAGGAAGUAGCCUAUAGAGGGCCACGCCCCUUUCCCCUUUAACCUUCUCUCCCUCUUACCUAGUGGUAGAAGGGAUUGGAGAAGAGAAGGGUGAUAGAUAUAAGAACCGAAAUAAAAUAGUUAAAAACAAAUAAACAAAACAAAACAAAAACCCCUACAGUUCACAACUUCACACCACUACCAGGGACCGGGUGAUAAACAGGCGAACCUUUGAGAGCAUUUCACACCCAUACAUAACAGUAGAUUUCUUGCUACAGAAACUCAGCAAACCUUGUUGUGAUUUUGAGUAGUGCUAAACCACAAGCUAAUUUCCCAUGAGUGUUAUUCUUGUUUGCUUUAUCUUCUUGCCAAUAUCUUUCCCCACUCGCUGCUAAUAUAUCAGCCCUGGACUCUUCCAUGCACUUUUUCUUCACUGAUUGCUUUUCCAGGCGGUGCCACUCGUUUUAUUUUCUUUCUUCGUAGUUUCCUGACUUAAUGCUGCCCUUUAUAUUUCUCUAGCUCUACUCAUAUUUCUAAGACCUCCGAUUUCCGGAAAUGACUACAAUAUUAUUGAGUUCUGGAAAACAGCUUUCUUCUGCAGAUGUGUGUGUAAGCCUAACGGUAUGCACCAGCUUUGUUCCACUCUGACGCCUGCUUCCGUCCGCAGAGCUGAGUCUAUUCCGCAUUGCUGCUGAUUUCACAGUCCACUUUAGACGUAACCCAUCCCCUUUAAGAUGCCUUUCUGAAUUUCCGGAUCUCUUAACUCUGUUAACCACUUGUAUAUUAUACUUUUAUAUUGUUAUGUGUGAAGUUUUAUGCAUUUUAUAAAGAAAUCAUGAAAACUUAAAUCUUGAUCUGUUCCCUUUGGCCUGGAUAACAACAUAAAACACAUGGUAUGAACUUUUUCUGGUUGUUAAUUAUUCUAGUCAUUUUAUUGUUGAUUGACAAACUGUCAGAUCUUUUAUUAAUGAUGCAUUUUAUUUUUAUUUAAAGAACAUAAAAUCACAUAAGGCUUUUCUCAGAUGUAUAGAAUGGAUUGAGUUGCCUGUGGCAGCAAUGCUUUUUUAGCUGGAAGAAAUCAGAUUUCCUCCUUUAAUCUCACUUUACAGACAAGAAAACAGAGGCUAGAGAAAUCUAUACUUGAUAGUUAGGUUACUUUUUAUCCAGAUCUCUUCAUCCCUUCAUUGUAUUUGUGUCAUUUGAGUUUGGAUCCUUGGCACCCACAUAAAAGCCAAGCAUGUAUACAUCUAAGCCGAGUCCUCUGCUGGGGGAAAGGAAGGGCCCACAGGGAGAGGCCUGGGCUCUGGCUGUCUAGCCUAGCCAAUCAGUGAAUCCUGGGUUCAGCAAAAGACCCUGAAAAAUAGAGAGGAAAAGAGGAAGGGACCAUAUGGCUCCCUACCCUUCACAUAUUGUGUGCGCGUGCACACCACACACACACACACACACACACACACACACACACACACACACGGACUCAUACACAUAAAAUAAAAAUCAUAAAACAAAGGGACAUUUUAUCUUGAAAUACACUACAUAGAAGAGAUAGAAAACCAGUAUAGUAUAUGUGUUAUGAAAUCUCUGCUUUCCUAUUCAUCAGCUUGUGAAGUAAGCAUAUAUCAGUGAUGCUACUAGGAAACAGUCUAGGAUAGUCCAGAAAUAGUUUGCUUGUUUUUUAAAUAGAUUUUGACUGAAAGCAUAUUUUUAUUAAAUUUUGAAGGACUAUAUUUAAAAGCUAGGAGUUAUGCUAUAUGUUAUUUUUUUUAAACUAGAGGAUUGCAUUUUAAAAGUUACACCACCCAGAGGACAACUAAAUAUGAACUUGAGUUAAAAAAAAUCAGUCAAUUUCUCCUAGUGAUGAGAACAAGGAGAAGCUUAAGGCUAAAUUAGCAUUGGUGGCCAGACUCCAUCUUGAAAUAAUGUAUGAUGUGGGUGUUAACUCAGUUCUUCAAAUAUGUGUGAAAGGUGUUUGUGAGAAUAUGAAUCCUGUCCUGCCCCUCACCUUGAGUUCCCUGUGUCCUGUGUAUCUGAGGGUUUUCCCUGGUUCAAUUAUCUUAAACCAAUUAUCAAGGAUUAUCAAGCUAAUCAAGACACUGCUUUCAAGAAUGUGCAGUCUAGUGGUGUAACUAAAUAACGGUAAUAGAAAACUACAGUACAUUGGAUACCACAAGGCUUUGGAUAGGAGUUCAAGAGAUGGUGUAAUUUUGUUGGGGAAAUGGAAAGACUCCCACAGAUAAUGUUGUUUUAGUGUGGACUUUGCAGGAAGCUAAAAAGUUUGAAUGGAAGUGGCAGAAAACUUGAGAGGCUUGGUGUGAGAACUGUAUCACGGCAAUGACUCAAUGUAGAAAAGUUACCAAAAGGACUCUCUGUGCAGCUGCAGUGUUAAAAGUGGCAAGUAGCUGGUGACAAGAAGGGUGGGAGAAGUCAAGAAUGAAGUGAAACCCACUGUAGAAAGCCACCCUUUAUUCAGAAAAUGGUGUAAGCCUCUUGGAGACUCUUCAGCAGACAGAUUCUUCAAAGAGACUAAUGCUUAGACAUCAUUGGCUAUAGAGACUAGCCAGCAGGCAUAUGCCUCACCCAGGAAAUCAGAGGAGGGAGGAGAAAUGCAAAAGGGCCCUAGAGAGGCCCAUGCUCAAACAUUCAAAUGUGUGUUCCUAGGAACUUCUCUUCCUCUUAAACUCUCCUCUACAUUGGAAGUCUUCUUUAUACUGGCUUGUCCUGAAAUGGUUUUUUUUAACACUAAAAAAAUGUAAAAUAAAGUAAAUUGAUGGUG